AUGAAUUCAAUUGCUCAAAAAUAUACUAAUGCUAAUAACAAUUCCAUACUUAAUGAAAUAAAUGCUGCUACCAAUGAAGUUGCUCAACAACAUACUUUAAAUUUAGUUCCAAGUAUACAAUUACCACCAAUUUCACAACCAACUGAUUUUUUAAGAGCUCAUACUGAUGAUGCCACUAAUCCAGAUUGUAAAAUUAAGAUUGCUCAUGGUACUACUACUUUAGCAUUUAGAUUCCAAGGCGGGAUUAUUGUUGCAGUUGAUUCUAGAGCUACAGCAGGGAAUUGGAUUGCAUCCCAAACUGUUAAUAAAGUGAUUAGAAUUAAUCCAUUUUUAUUAGGUACUAUGGCUGGUGGCGCUGCUGAUUGUCAAUAUUGGGAAACUUGGUUAGGUACUCAAUGUAGAUUACAUGAAUUAAGAGAAAAAGAACGUAUAUCUGUUGCAGCUGCAUCCAAAAUAUUAGGUAAUUUAGUUUAUCAAUAUAAAGGAAUGGGAUUAUCAAUGGGUACUAUGGUUUGUGGAUAUACUAAAAAGGAAGGUCCAACUAUAUAUUAUGUUGAUUCUGAUGGUACAAGAUUAAAAGGUGAUAUAUUUUGUGUUGGAUCGGGUCAAACCUUUGCUUAUGGGGUAUUAGAUUCAGAAUAUAAAUGGGAUUUAUCAGUUGAAGAUGCGUUAUAUUUAGGUAAAAGAAGUAUAUUGGCUGCUACUCAUAGAGAUGCUUUUUCAGGUGGAUCAAUUAAUUUAUAUCAUGUUACUGAAACUGGAUGGAUUUAUCAUGGUAAUCAUAAUGUUGGAGAUCUCUUUUGGGAAAUUAAAGAACAAGAAAAAUCAUUUAAUAACGUUGAUAGUUAA
Molecule: messenger RNA, 849 nt
Organism: Scheffersomyces coipomensis
Lineage: Eukaryota; Fungi; Ascomycota; Pichiomycetes; Serinales; Debaryomycetaceae
Gene: PRE2
Product: proteasome core particle subunit beta 5
Exons: 1
Coding region: 1-849 (282 amino acids)
Cellular component (GO): proteasome core complex
Molecular function (GO): threonine-type endopeptidase activity
Source: RefSeq, a predicted model, not a curated record